Messenger RNA from Hyphopichia burtonii NRRL Y-1933, 1200 nucleotides. RefSeq lists its product as uncharacterized. The transcript has a single exon. The record is from RefSeq and is a predicted model, not a curated record. NCBI's taxonomy places the organism in Eukaryota, Fungi, Ascomycota, Pichiomycetes, Serinales, Debaryomycetaceae. Bases 1 to 1200 code for a protein of 399 amino acids.
AUGCAAUCAAGAUUGGUUCCUCUCUUGGGGAGUGGUGAUAUUGGUGCAUCUCGUGGAUUCAUUCAAGAAAGCCCUUUGUUGGAAGAUGGCGAGUCGGUUUCGGAAAACUCGAUUUCAAUCACCCCUCCAUCGAAAGUGGCUAGUUGCAAAAUGGCCAAGUCGCUAACCCUUCCCAAAAGUCAUAGGAACGUUGUUGUUCGCUCCCAGUCUACUAGUGAAAUCAAAACGGGGGCAGUGGUAAAGCCUUUGAAUUUAGAGUUUUUCGUAUCAAAUACUGAUCCUGCAAACGCAACAGCCUCUUCUUCGGGAUUUAUCAUCGAGUCCGUAUCUGACAUCACUUCGAGUGAUAUUGACCAGGUUAGCCCUGUUCCGUUCAUAGAAGACUUGACGGUGGUGAAGUCCCCCCAUGAACCGCCGUUUGAUGCAACCUCCCUUUUACAUCAGGGCCGAACCUCAAUUAGACAAUCCCUCAUUAAUGAUCAAAAUGAUAUCUUCCCAACUCCAGUAGAUAAUUUCCAUGGCUAUUUGAACGAAAGAAUGAUCCGAUGGAAACCAAGUGAUUCCCAAUAUAAUGUCGAAGCAACCAUGGAAGGUAAGCAUCCCUUCCAGUCGAAAAAUUUUCAUCCAAUAUCUUCAAAACAGUACGGCUUUCUUGGUGGACUUACUAACUGGAUACUUCCUAGGAACCGAGAAGACGGUUCAGAAACCGUAAGAGCAACUGGAAACACAGACGAUUCAAAUACAACUAUGUUUUUCUCUGCUGACGAUUUUUUACAGAAAAAUCAAAAUAAUAAAGAUUCACCAGAUUUUACAAAGCUUUUACAUCAGCAUAUCUUAAAACCAAAUAGUUCAAAUUCAAUAAUACCUUCUCCUCAAAUUGAAAGACCGUCCCCAAACUCUUUGGCUGUCUUUGUUUCUCCUCCCACGGAUAUAAUAAAUGAUGAACCUCUGAGAGUCAAUGAGCCAGCCUAUACUCCAUUGGCGGUUUCUUUUAAUGAAAUGAGCCUUAAUUUUGAAAAACGAGAAAACGAUGAAAACGGUAGUUACAAUGGCUUAAGGGUUGAAAAUGAUAUUUUGACUUCAAUUGAUGGUGAUGUUAGAGAUAUAAUAGAUGAUUUUGAUCAUGUAUUAGCUGGAUGUGUUAACGGAAUGAAAAAAUUUUUCAAUUCCAUUGAUACAUUUUGCAAUCGAAUCUACUGA